AUGUACGAUUCGAUAUAUAUAUAUAAAUUUAUAAAUUUCAUUUCGAUUGUUACGUAAUGAAACGUUCAAUUAUACGGGAAAUUCUCUUUUCGCGCGUACGAAUUUUUAGAAAGGAGGCUAUACAGAGGAGAGGAGAGGGAGGGACGGUUAAGAAUAAAAUUUGAAAACUAUAGAUGUCCCUUCGAGCAUCGUUGUAAAUUUUUCUUUCGAGUGUACAUUACGUCCUACUUUCUACUCGUCGUCAUUGUCCUACAAUCGUUCGUAUCCCCGAAUAGGGACGCGCGAUCGUUAAAUCCCGUGGGUCGCUGUGAAAAAUAAAAAAGGAAAAAAAAGAAAGGAAAGAUUUUUCUAUUUCAAAUUUUAAAAAAUCGACGAGAGGAGAAAGCGCGGGAAUUCACGGUCCUUCCGUCCAUCACGUUUCUCAAUUUUUCUUCACGCCCUGUUAAUUUAAACGAUGCGCCAAAUAGCAAGCAGUUGUUUACGUUUAGCGUAGAUAAACGAUCUCUUUCUUUAAUUUCUUUUCCAAGUGAUCGGCGAUUUUCGAGACAAAAAAAACUUAUUUUACUCUGGAAUUUGGAAUUGAAAAAAAGAGGGGAAGAACGGAGAGGACACCACGAGAAGGAAGGGAAAUGGAAAGCGACCAUUCAGAUCGGACGAUCCCAUUCAGAUUCGGAUCUGUCCCAAUUGGCCGGCACAAAGCACACCUUUUACCGGCGGUAAUAAUAAUCGGCAUUGUGAACACACCUUAAGAGCCAAGCGUGGUACGAUGAAUAAAAGGAAGAAAAGCGGUACAGGUUUAUGCUGCAUCGGGUUUAGCGCAGUGAAUCCGGCGUGCGGAAGGAAAGAGAGAAGAAGAGAGAGCCGAGGAAGGAAAGCAUGGAGGAGGAGGAGGAGGAGGAGGAGGAGGCCAUGUUGGAAAAUAACGCGCGUCGUAAAAAUUCUUUACCCUUCGCGCGGAAUCCCUGUUGCCAGGUUACAGAUACACCUCUUUCUCCCUUCUGGCUUCAUCCCGUUCUGGUCUCAUCUCGAUUCGUUCAAGGACUUAAAAAUUCGAUUCCCUCCACCCUCCCUCCCUCCCUCCUUGGUACCAGAACCAGAAAGAUGCCGUAUUAAAGAUGAACUUGAAACCUUGCUUGUACUCUAUUCCACCUUGUUGUAUUGCCUCCGUCAUGCCUCCUCCCCCUUCGCCUUCCUCCUUUUUUGCACCUUUCCUAUCAACUCGUCCCUCCAUCGUAGCGAAUUCUUAAAACCUGUGCCGCGCUCGCCGCGGAUAAUUUAAGAAAACGAUAAAAGGGAAACGGAUGGGCGAUAUAAUAAAACGAGAGAGGGAGAGAAAAUCUUUUUUCUUUUCUUUCUUUCUUUUCUUCACAUACAGUUUUAUCUCCCCACGGAGCAAGUUCUUCCUUCGUCAUCAUUCGCCUUUUUUCCUUCCUUUCUUUUCUUGAUUAAAAUUCCACAAUUCGACGAGGAGAAGGAGGAGGAGGGCCGUGAAAAUGCUCGAGGGGUGAAAAGGAUAUUCAAAGAAAGAUAUCCGCGAGAUUCCCUUCCUCUCAGAUUUGUACUUCUUAACAGCAACCCAAAUAGAGUUCAAGUACAAAGAGCUCGAGCUCUGGAAGUUGGAUCUCGAGGAGCAGAGGCACGUUAUUUUCCAAGCACCACUGGCUCAAGGUUAAAUGGCUCAUUACCGGCCAUGAGAAGGAACAGCGUUGGACACACGAGCGGUCAGCAACCGGUAUUAACCGACUCGGUUGCCUCGGCCAUUGCUUCCCGAGCUUGAGUAAAGAGAAAAACCUAUAUCCUCCAACCCUUUUCAAAUUUUUCUCAUCGAACAACCCGUCGUCGUCGUCCUCUUCCGAAAAAACGGAAAGAAUCUAAUUCAUCCCCUCUCGACGAAGCCCUCGUCGAACUUUGGCUACGCACCACAGUCGUCUAAUGGAACUGAAAUUCCGCGAAUCGUUCUUCGCUCUUCGAAGAAAACACACGCUCUCUCUCUCCCCUCCUUCCACAAAACGAGCAGGUAAAAGAAAAUGCAUUUACACCCGUUAGAGCUUGAACUCGAUUCGCUCGCUACGCAACCCCGUAGGUAGAGGGGCGGCUCGGUGUAAAAAUGGAUGGAAUUCCCUGCCGCGUAUCCGCGUCUCGUUGGUCGAGCCUCUCCACGUACACUGUUACGAGCAUCUCCGUCCGAUGCGCCCCGGCCGGGUGGUGGUGUACGUAUAUUACCAUACACCUCUUCCCACGGGCUGGCUCCCCAUAAACCGGCUCACAAGUGGCCGAGACAUUCGCCUCUCGACCGCGACCAUGAGAGCACUCGGCUCGCGACGCCCACAGCUACCGGCUACCAGCUACCAUCCACCGUCGCUCCUCUUCCUCGCCUUUCUGCUCCUCGCCUUCGUUGCCCGCGGUGGCGAGCCGUUGCCGAGCGCCAGCCGCGACCAGGGCGAACCGCCCCUCGGGGGACAACGUUCGAAUUCGUCGUCGCAACUGCGGAGGGACGACUACGCUUACCCGGAUCGAGAAACGGAUGUGGACGGUGAGACGGUUGCGGAGCGGAGGAGAGAUGUCGACGAGGAUCGAGGAAAGAGGGAGGAGGAGGAGGUGGAGGAGAGGCUCGGGGACGAGGAGGCCGAGGGCGCGGUGAAGAAGCGGAGGAGGAACGACGUUGGUAAAUCGGCGGAGGAGGUCAAGGAGGAGGCGAAGAGCGAGGAGGGGAUCAGGAGGUUCGACGAGGGGGGGUCGGUGAUCCCGAAUUAUUUCCGAAAAUCGGGCAAGUUGGAGGAGGAGGAGGAGGAGGAUGGGAGCGAGGAGGAGGCCCCUUGCGAGGAAAGUUCGGAGGAGAAGGGGAGGAAGGGGCAGAGAUCGUUGCACGAGACCCGUGGAUCGAAGAAUCGUAAGAGUUCGACCGUUUACCUGAACGCGGAGGAGAAGAGGAUACCGGACGGGGAGCAACAGUCGAUCGUCGAUGGGCAGAUAAAGAGGUUGAUAUCGAUACGGGACGACGCGUUGGACGCGAGGGCCAAGGCGGACGAGAUGGACGAGGCGAAAGUGUUGAAUUUCAAGCGGGAGGUCGAGCCGGAGGAGCGAGAGAUUCGGAGCGGAGACGAGGGGCAAAAGUCGGGCAAAGGUCGAGGUCUGGAGGAUCGGCAGGGGAUCAGGCUUCUAACCCCGGACACGUUGGUGUACAACAUCCUGCAGGACGCGUUGGAAACGUAUCAGAGCGAGGAGCCUCGGGUCUCUUACAUCGACGUGAACAACGACACCCUUAAAAAGUUGGUGACCACCGAUCAAUUGUACAUACUUCGUAUGGCCGAGAAAUUUCUGCCUCAAACCCUGCGCCUCGACUACUCGGAGAAGAUGUACUCCUGCGUGAGAAGAUUCGAGUAUUACAGCUGCGUCAAGUACAUCGCCUGGCCAAUGAUCAAGCAAUACUUCCCCGCCCUGCCCCCGUUUCCCGACUCCCACGCCUGGUAUCCGAUAAUCGACAUGUAUCCCGUCUUCCCCCCGCUGCUCCCCGCUUACCUCGACGGUAUCCCCGCGGAUCUCGAGUUGCCGGAGGUGGUGGACGCGAUGGACGACUCGAAAACGGGGAAGAAAAACGGGCCCGAGGCAACCAUCAUCCAGAUCCUGCACAACGUCCUCAAGGAUCGUAGAGCCGACCCCUACCCUACUCUACCCCCCGCCCCCUCCUUCCUCGACCGCUCGCCCGACGUCUACGUCGCUUUCCUCUUCGACGAUCGAUCCGUAACCGUCAACCUGACCGAACGGUCGAUCCCGAUCUCGUACAGGGCCCGAUUCGUCCAGAACGCGGUCAGAUGCGCGAACGAGUACGAUUACCUGGCCUGCUUCAAAUACUCCAUCUGGCCCAUGAUCAAACGCAUCGCCCCCGACGCGGCGCCCGCCCUCUUCCCCUCGUCGGAGGAGGACGCUCAGAAUCCAGCGUCGAGCGGCAACCUCGCCCCGAAAUUCCUCGUCUAUCUGCCCACCGUCCUCGCGAAAGGCGGCGGCCUGUCGCUCGCCUAUCUCUUGCCGCUCAAGGAGGGCGGGCAAAGAGGAGGGACGCGGCUGAGCUCCUCGGACGAGUUGGAGACGAAGAUGCUGAACGCUCUGGCGAAGGUGCGGGACACGGCGGACGCGGCAACGGAGAUGUCCACGUUCAUCCUGACGGGGGGGAACGCCGUGACGUACGCGAUCUCGUUCACCAAGAGGCAGAUGGAAAUUUUACGCCUGGCCGAGUAUCUGCUGCCCCCCUCGGCACGCCCGCUCCUCGUCGUCGACGUUUUGUCUUACCUUCGGAGCAACGCCGACUUCGUCGACUGCGCCAGACACGUGAUCUGGCCGACCAUCGCCAAACACGUGCCCGAUCUACCCGAUUUCCCUCGACCGGCCGAGGAGGCGAAGGGCGGGGACGCGGCGAGUACCACGAACGUGCAGAGAGCGGAGGGGAAUUCGGAGGAGCGAAGGGUCGGGAUUGGGGGGAAGGAGAAGAAGGCGAGCGCGUUGUUCGAGGACGGGAAGGAGUCGCGAGACGGGAUCCCGAGUGCCGCCGUGCCGGUGAUCAGCGUGUCCGGGACGAGAUUCGUCCCCAUAUUCACCGAGCUUCCCGAGACGGUAAUCCUCAACAUACUCCGCGCCAUCCAGUUCCAAUCCCUGAACCCGAGCGUACCGAUUUCACCCCCCUCCUCCCUCCCCUCGGCGACAAAGAAUCCCCAAUUCCAGGACCUGCUCACGGAGCAACAGGCGAGCAUCGUGAACGUCGUGAACGCGUUGCUCCCGGCCAGCAUAAGGCCCGAGUUCGCCAACAAGAUGAUCGAGUGCCUUCGGGUUAACAGCUUCCUGGUGUGCACGAGGGACGUGGCCUGGCCAAUACUCUUGCAAUACUUCCCCUGGCUGCCCAACUUCCCGAAUUUCGGCAUCGUCGCUUCGACCACCACCCCCACCGCCAACUCCACCGCCUCGGUCGCCGACGAGAAAAGCGCGCUCACCGAGAUCAACUCCGCGCCCCCCCUGUCGGAGACGAACGUGAAGACGAGGCAGCACGGGGACACGACCGUCACGAUUACGGACACGAGAUUCGUCCCGAUACUGAACGAUCUGCCCGAGACGAUCAUCCUCAACAUAUUGAAAGCCGUCCAACUGUCCGUCCCGAACUUGCCCGCCCCACCCGCCGCGGAGGACCCCGCGUACCCCCCUCACCUCACCGAGCACCAGAUCAGCAUCAUGCGCGCGGCGGCCAAUUUGUUGCCGGUCCAAACGAGGGCCGAGUUCGAGCGGAAAAUUCUGCCCUGCCUCGGGGAGACCAGCUUCCUCGAGUGCACCAGGGACGUCACCUGGCCGACCAUCGCCCAAACAUACCCCUGGCUCCCCAAUUUCCCCAAUUUCACCGCCCUCGGCCGCACCUCGCCCCAGACGCGCGGCUCCAUCCGACUCCAAUUUUUCCUCGACUCAGCCGACGAGAGAUCGUCGACGGCCGAACGAGCGACCGACUCGAGCGGACGAGAGGGAGGGAAGGAGGGAGCGGAGGAGAGGAUGGAGGAGGCUUUGCUGACCGUUCUCGGGAAAGGGGAGGGCGGAUCGAUUUCCAAGUUGAACGAGACUUCGACGUUGAGCGAGCGGCAAGCGACGAUCGUGGGACGGAUCGAGGAAAGGAUACCGGAGGCGGAAAGAUCGUCGUACGUGACGAGAAUGCUGGAUUGCUCGGCUCGUUACAGUUUCCCCAGCUGCGUCGAAAACAUCGGUUGGCCGAUUUUGAAGCGGUACAAUUCCUCCAUCCCCGACCUUUCCACCGUUAUCGACCUCUUCUCCCAUUUGAACGCCCGUAUCUCGUUGCCUACAAUCCCUCAAUCCUCCGAAUCUUCUCAAUCCUCCCAGCCUUCAGCAAUUUCGCAGAUCGCCAACUCGUCCACCGAAGCUUCUUCUUCUUCUUCUUCUUCUUCUUCUCGAUCGUCUUUGAGGAGCGACGAGGUGGAAGGGCAGGAUCCGGGGAACGAGGGUCAGGAGAAGGAGGACGCCAAGAAGAAAGGAAACCCAACGAACACGCCGUCAGUAGGCAACGAAGGGAUCAUCCCCGAGUACGCAGGCCAGCCGACAGGCAUCCCCAUAGAUAUCUCGAGCGAGAAGGUGCACGCACCAUCGGCCGUCGGUGUCGUUCAGCGAGGGGAGAAAUCGGGGGGGAGGGGAGGGCGCAGGGAGCGUAGAAGCGCCGCGGAGUUGCACGAUUCUUAUUACGACGAGACGGCCGGCAGAUUUUCGUCGCGGAACCCGUUCUUCCCAAAUAUCACGGAAUCCGAGUAUCUUGGAUUGUUGAUCAGAGUGAAGGAGAAGACGAAAUCGUCCUCGAGAUCGAAAACGCAGUAUCUCGUCGACAAUUUGAAUUCAACGAUCAGAGAUUCUUUGACGGCGGAUCAAUACGAAAUUUUGAAGAUAGUCGAGGAUCUGGACGGUCAAGGAUCGGCAGGCAAAGGGCUCGCGUCCCAGACAAUGAAUUGCAUCUUGAGUCUUAGCUUCAUCAGGUGUUUGGCAAUCUUCGUUUGGCCACUCAUAGCCAGCAAUUUCCCCACCCUCGGUAUCCUGGGACGUUCUCUGAACGACGCGAACGCGUUACGACGAGACGAUCCGGGCCGUUCCUCCGUCGAAACGGAGAAACGGAUGCAAGAAUUUUUCGCCAUGUCGACGACCGAGUUCGAGAACGAGUUGUUGAAGAGGAAGGAGUCGAUCGAGAGAUUUUUCCUCCACUUGUACAGAAUGUUGACCGAGGAGAAGUUCGAGACGAGUAUCGGCCGCUUCCAGAUCAAAGGUUACGGAAAGGACGGGCCUGCCUCGUCCUCCAGAGAGGGGAGAGGGGCCAAGCUGAAAGACAACAAGAACCUGCCCAGCAUAUUGACCAUCAUAAGCGACAUAAUGGAGGAAGUUUUGGAUCAACGUCCGGAAGGGGCGAAGAAGGAGAAGGAGAAGAGGGAGAGGAGCAUAGAGGGGUCGAGGGUUGAAUCCAACGUUCAAUCGUUGAAGGACGGGAGGAAGGGAUACAUCGAUAUCAAGAGAUCGAUGAACGACGACGAGAUAAUCACCAUGUUUCUCGACAAGAUCAAAUCGAACGACUCCGACGAGGUGGCGGUGGAGGAGGAGGGGGACGAGGGCACCGGGUAUCUCGCCUCGGAGGAUGCGUACAACGCUUUCGAAGUUCUUUUCGGCACGAAAUUGCACGACAAGCUCGCGAGGGAAGCGAGCCUGCUGCCCCUCGACUCCUCUCGAUCGUCCGAAUCCCCGGCAAGGAGCGGCUCGAUCGAGCCGAUCAAGCGAGUGGAUAUCGUGUCUUUGGAAUCUCGGAAACGAGCCCUGAACGGAGGAGACGGGUCGAAGCUUUCGCCGAUCAAGGAUCGAGUUGCGUACGAUUUCGAGAAAGAGUUGUCCGAGGGGCAGGAGGAGAGGCGAAGGAAGAAGCGGGCCAAAGCUUAUUUCAAGUCGUUUUUCGAGAGAUACUCGUCGAGGGAUAGACGUUUAAGGGACGUGGAGAGCGUGGAGGAUAACGCGAUCGACGGCGAUGAAAAGAAACGAGAUGAGAAGGACGAAGGAUCGACUCUGAUCGUUCGAUUGCCGCGUCUACGGGACGAGGACGCGUCGAGAAAAGGCACCGCCGCUUCGUUGAGCAAAGGUUUCAAGUCGAAAAUGUCCGAGAUGAUGCCGGGCUUCGGCCUCGUCUUAUCUUUCUUGCUCCAAUUGGCUCUGGCGCAUGCGCGUGCCACCGCCUCGGUGGCCGGAAUGAUCAGCAACAUAGCCCUGGGAACGGCCAUGUUCGGCAUGAUGCGAGACUCUCUUUUCGGAACGAGCAGCAAUCCGAAAAUUAAAUACGUUUACGAUAACGACAAGACGGGGCCGGGCAUCUCCUGGCCUGCUCAAUACGAAUACGCUCCUCAUUACUACGGUUAAGUGAUAAGAUUGAUCCAACGUUUCUAGAAUAGAUUUCUUUUUCUUUGCACGCUUGAUAGAUGGAUAGAAGAAGCGAUACUCGAUAUUCCCGGAUAUUUGGUAUAUACGCGAUAUCGCUCGAAUUUUCUUUGGGAAAUACAUAUACGAUUUAACCUACGAGCCAGUUUUAUGGAAUAGAAUGGGUUCCACGAUGCUUUACACGGAUUACAAUGAUUGUACGCUAUAGUAAAAUAUUAAUAUUAUUAAGGCACGGGAUUUGAUGUACUAAGAGUUAAGACUAUAACUUCGUCGUUCCAGGGUUCGUCGUUCACUCCAUUAAAGGUUGAAUAACAAUGAACGUUGUAUUGGGCUAGCUUUAAUUUUCUUCCGUACGCGACUGACGUAUAUAUAUAUACACGUAUAUGUAUAUAUAUAUAUCGUGCUCCUUCUCAGUCUUUUCUGAAAAACAAAUUUUAUACAUAUAUAUAUAUAUUAUACACGUAGAUUUAUUAUAUAAUAGCACGGACUGCAGAGACUCGAUCUUAGCUAGGGACGAACUAAGUAGUUUCCACGAAUUUGUUAACACGCGGAUAAAAUUUGUUUAAUUAGAAACGACAGCUCUUGUUCGUUCGUGGAGGGGUUUAUAAUGGUGAAGGGUUUAAUAACAAUAAAUAAACUUCGUUGGGCAACUCUCUCUUAUCGAUCUCGGUAUAAUCGGUGCGCUCGACGAUGAUCAAAGACAACGCAGGAAUAUAUAAUGUUGUAACGAAUAAAAAUCUUUUAGUUUGUAAAGCUGUAA
Molecule: messenger RNA, 8701 nt
Organism: Apis mellifera (honey bee)
Lineage: Eukaryota; Metazoa; Arthropoda; Insecta; Hymenoptera; Apidae
Exons: 3
Coding region: 2188-7923 (1911 amino acids)
Source: RefSeq, a predicted model, not a curated record